AAACAAACAAAGCCUUUAGCUUGGCGUAAAGCUCAUUUCCGGUCAAGUGACUCGUUCCAUGCUCAGGCAUGCAAACUCACUUCCUAAAUUUCCAAGAAAAGCAGCCGUAAUAUGACCUGAAUUUUAGUUAUCUCCUUUUUUUCAGGUUCAAAACUAAYGUCCUUAAGAUCUAAGCUGGCCUGAAAAUGGAACCAGAGAUUAAACUUACUGUUAAAGCGACUGCAAAGCUGCAGUUUGAGAAGACGAGAGAUCCAAGACCUUCUGGAUGGCUUUCCGUCUUCAAAUGGGUUUUUGCAGGCUUUCUCUCUAUCUUUGUUUUAGCUUGUGUCGUUACAAGCAAAAUUUCACUGCUGGCUAUUGGGAAAUACUAUAACGAAACGAGACUGUCUGUUAAAACUGACGAAAAAAAUUCAUCUUCGAAGGAGACCACUUUUAUAAUGRUGGUAUUCAUCCUUAUGAUACCACAGUUCUUGUCCCUCGUGAGGGCUGUAUUCAUAAGCUUGUUCCGACAUACACAUUCUUGGCCGACAAAUUCUGCAAUAAUAUGGUGUCUGGUGGCAGGAUCCUUAGAAGUAGUUGGUCUGUCAUUCUUCUUGGUAGUCAUCGUUCUCAAGACCACCCUAACUGCACCUCAUUGCAUUCUUGUAAUGAAUGCAUUGUUUCUUGUCCCCAUUAUAUGGCAAAUGAAUAAAUUGAGAGACGGAGCGCAAAACCAUCGUUGGCCAAUGAUUUUUCUUGUGUUUGCUCUUGUGCUGGAAAUUGUAGGAAUUGCUCUAAUUACUUACGACGUUAUUAAGAAGGAAAACCAAAUUGAGUUUGCUGGUAUUCCUGCCUCACUCAUCCUCUUGUCCAUCGCCUGGUGUCCCAAGAUACAGAAACUACAGAUUAAACCCAGAAAUGAAGCUGAUCCUUUUGAAGACUCAGUGUUUAGGAAUGAUCUAUCGGGAAGUAUGCCAAGUACAUCAGGGAUGCAAGGGACAUCUACAGCUAAUCCUAACCAAAAUAUGAACACUGGCAUUGAAGAGUUUGGCUAUGAACCAACAGCUCGAGGGAAAUCGACCAUCAUUGCAAGCUUCUGGAAGCUUCUUCUCACACCAAUUGUUGCAGCUCUCUUCUGCUACGCUUUUGGUGUGGCAAAUCUCCACCCCAGCAGCUUACAGAAAGGCUUUGAUAACUUUGGUGUGGGCCCAGCCAAAUAUUUUUUCUCUGCACAGAUUGUUACUAGUCUUGUAGGAUACAUUUUGGGUGGCCUUGCCUGUGCCAUGUGCAUACAACGAGUGGCCUUCGCACUACCUCUUACCUUAGCCACGCCUGUUGCCAUGGUACUCAUAUAUAUACCACAYAUUUGUUCUACAUCUUCCAUCCCAUUUACGUGUAACCAUGGUGAUGAGGAAUAUGUAAUACCAAUAGCCGUCGGCCUUUGGGUUGCACAGUUUCUUUCCACUGGCUUCUAUGUUUGGAAGGGCCAGACCUUCAUCAUGGCCAAGGAGUCUUCCUUGUUUUGGUUGCCUUCUUAUAACGGUGCCUUCUUGGAGCAAAACCUUCUUCUCAACCGUAAAAACCAAAUCACAGACGAAUAUCAGGUGAACCAGCGGGAAAUCACAAAGAAAUCAUGCGUCUACAUCUGUACGACAAUGUACCAUGAAACUGAAACUGAAAUGGAACAGUUGUUACAUUCAUUACAUGAUGUAGACAUGGCCAGACUGGCUUCCAAGCGUCAGUUUGAAGCUCAUAUUUUCUUUGACGGGGCGGUGAAAGGAGAAGUCCUCAAUGACUUUGUUUUACAAUUGAUUGCCUUGGUGCCCAAGACCCUGAAGGUGAAGAUUGAAAGCACUAUGAAAAUCAAAACUCCUUAUGGGAUGCAGCUAAGGUGGAAGCUCCCUGGUGGCAUGCCAUUUGUCAUUCAUCUCAAGGACAAUCUAAAGGUCAAGAAUAAAAAACGCUGGAGUCAAGCCAUGUACAUGUCCUACGUCUUGGACUACAAAGAGACCAUGAUGGGUUCUACUGACGACAAUACCUAUAUCCUAGCAACCGAUGCUGACGUCAGGUUUACCCAUGAAUCUGUGCAGGCAUUGCUGGACUUGAUGAUGAGAGAUCCUAAGGUUGGGGCGGUUUGUGGGCGUACUCACCCAUUGGGCUCUGGUCCAAUAGUGUGGUAUCAAGUCUUUGACUACGCUAUUGGUCAUUGGUUCCAAAAGGUAGCCAAUCACGUCCUUGGAUCUGUUCUCUGUUCACCCGGUUGCUUCAGCGUGUACCGGGCGCGUGCAAUAAGAGACGUCUUGCCUAUCUACGCCACUGGAGUAAAUACUUCAAUAGACUUCCUUACCAAAGACAUGGGUGAAGAUCGUUGGUUAUGUACUCUAAUGGUCCAGUCAGGGUGGCGCCUUGAAUACUGCGCAGCCGCAGAAGACAGUACCUAUUGCCCAGAGGCGUUUGACGAAUUCUUCAAACAGAGACGUCGAUGGAUUCCAUCCACAUUAGCCAAUCUCAUUCAAUUAAUCGGAGAAUGGAAAGUCACAACAGAAAACAAUGAUAAAAUAUCUUUGCUUUUUAUUAUUUAUCAAGGGCUGAUGGUCUUUUCUACCCUGAUUUCUCCUGCUACUGUCAUCCUUGUCAUUACUGGGGCAUUACACUACGCCAGCCCUGGAAUAAAUCAGGAUGCGAUCCUAAUCCUCCUGGUUCUCGUGACAAUUGGUUUCGCGUUCGUUUGUCUGUACACGAAACAGGACUUCCAGCUUAAAGUUGCCAAACUACUGACCAUCGUGUUUGCUCUAGUUAUGGCGUUUGUUACUGUUGGGAUGGCAGCACAAAUUGGUGAAGAUCUUUCUUUGAGAUCUAAAUGUGACAAACUUAAUACAGCAUCACAUUCAUCUACAUCCCAUAACUACUCCACACCAUCCCCCACCCCUACGGGUUUAAAAUGUCCAGACGAUCACCUUCCAGCGGAUGUGAGCUCGCUAUACUUAGCAGGACUUGUGGGAAUCUUCUUGAUUGCAGCACUCAUGCAUCCGUUUGAAGCGUAUUGCCUUGUUCAUGGAGUAUGGUACCUAUUCUGCUUGCCAUCGGGCUAUUUACUGCUGAUUAUCUAUUCCGUGUGUAACCUUACAGACAGGUCAUGGGGAGGUAUCAUCGGACAGUGUUUUUUCAGAAGAGGAAUCAACUUCAAGUGAAGACAAUAAGGCUGGUCCUACUCAAUCCCCUUCAGACAAUGGAACAGAGUCGCCUGAACCCAUCCCUCUUCCUGUGCCCUUACCCGAACCUCCUAAAUCUGCCAUGAAAUCCAAAGUGAAGAGAACGACAAGUACAGAUGAGGCCGCCGAAAAGGCUCCCAAAUGGCGUUUCCCCGGUGAAGAAAAGAAGCAGGUUCGAUUUGACACCAGACUUCCUAAACUUCACCCAGAAACAGCUGUUGAAGAAUGGUUACCUGGCGAACUAAGGAACCUCUACUUAAAGAAUUUCAAAGACAAUGGCUACGAUAAUGUUAGUUUUAUUGCUGGCAUGACGAAAAAGGAAAGUGUCGAUGAUUGGCUACAUGAGUUGGGUCUAGAGAGUUACUGGUCGUAUUUCCAAGCAAAUGGAUACACGAAUCCAAGGACCUUGGAAGAGUUGAAGGCCAUGGACAGUGAGACACUAAAGAGCACCUUGAAAGAUGACCUUCAAAUCACCAAACCAGCACACGUGGCCAAGAUGAUUAAAGCCAUUAAAAACCUGCAGUACCCGACACCAGCCCAAAGACAAAUCCGUCAUGCGCGAGAAGCAGUUAGCAAAAUUUCUUGUCAGUUGCUACAAGUAAUCAAUCAAGACGAAGAGCUUGAAUACAACUUCUGGAAAGGAUUGCGUGAAGCUUGUCUUCUUCCAGAAUCUGCCAUAUUUGGUGCCGUGACGGAGCUGAAAGAGAAACUAGAAGACUUGCGUGACUCGGUGCUCAUGGUGUUUGCUAUUGCUAACGCAAUAUGGAUGAUCCUUCUGGUCACGCUUGAAAAGCAGACAACCCUCAAACUGCUCGGUACAAAUGCCAUUGGUUUCGCAUUCCUUGCGAUCUAUGGGUUCCUGAUCGUAAUCCAGUUUCUUACCCUUAUUUGGCAUCGUAUCGAUACUAUUUGUCACAUGUUGGCGAGAGCACCGUGGAGGAAAGGACCGUAUCAAAUGUCUUGGUCAUUCAAAGAUACUGAUCUUCCACCAGAACCAACCCAAGCAGAGCUUGAAAAAAUUCGCAGGAGAAAGAAACCAAAGAGAAGGGGCACGAGUCGUAGAUCCAGUUCUCAGGCUCUACUGUUGGACAGCGAACCCAGUUCAGAUUACAGUAGCACACACAGUGCUAAUCACCUUUAUCACCAACCUUCGCAAAUUGAUCAUAUCGCAUGAUGCAAAAGCACAAAGCACUAUUCUAAAAUAUAACCCCCAAAAAAAAAAUCAUGCAGGGGUGCCUGUGGUAGUAUGAUCCGGUGAGGUCUGGUAACGAGUGUUCAAAUUACCAUACGCAUGUGACAAUGUAAAGGAUCUGUGCACGUGAAGGUAAGGUUACCAUGGAAACGGGCCAUUUUUUGUACGAUCAAUAUACUUUGCAUAUUUGGAAUUCGAGAUAAAGAGGUUAACCUCACCUACAUGCGAACAGUUCCUUUGAAAAAGUUUGUUAAAUUUGUAAAUGCAURCGUUGGGAUUGCUGUGGUAUAACGACCAGGGAUCUGGUGCCUGAUUUUAUCCUCAAAGUGUUUUGUCCUCGGGGCUACACGUUCAUAUUCAACAAAGGUAACCCAGAUAGUUAGAAAAGUAGCUCGUAGGUAGAUGAUGACACAAGGCUAUCAAAUCAUUCACAAAUAAAUUUUAGGAAUUUUUAAAUUUUAUCUAGGUGGUAUUUUAGAAAUGAAUAUAAUUUAAUAUUCUCAAAUGCACUUAUUAAACUCUUUACAAAAUAA
Actinia tenebrosa (Australian red waratah sea anemone) is the source of this 4916-nucleotide messenger RNA. RefSeq lists its product as uncharacterized. Gene Ontology annotation, biological process: chitin biosynthetic process. Gene Ontology annotation, cellular component: cell septum; cell periphery. NCBI's taxonomy places the organism in Eukaryota, Metazoa, Cnidaria, Anthozoa, Actiniaria, Actiniidae. The record is from RefSeq and is a predicted model, not a curated record. Gene Ontology annotation, molecular function: protein binding; chitin synthase activity.